Messenger RNA from Drosophila navojoa, 843 nucleotides. RefSeq names its product superoxide dismutase 2 (gene Sod2). Gene Ontology annotation, biological process: superoxide metabolic process. Gene Ontology annotation, molecular function: superoxide dismutase activity; manganese ion binding. Gene Ontology annotation, cellular component: mitochondrion. NCBI's taxonomy places the organism in Eukaryota, Metazoa, Arthropoda, Insecta, Diptera, Drosophilidae. The record is from RefSeq and is a predicted model, not a curated record.
GAAUGUGUGCCAAACACUGUCACACUUCAUCCCGUUAAUAAAACAAAUCGAUCAAGUAUGUUUCUGGCACGCAACUUCACCAAGGCAGCACGAUCUGUCAGCUCUCGAGGCAAACAUACGCUGCCAAAGCUGCCUUACGACUAUGCCGCCCUGGAGCCGAUAAUUUGCCGUGAGAUCAUGGAGCUGCAUCAUCAGAAACAUCAUCAGACCUAUGUGAAUAAUCUAAAUGCUGCCGAGGAACAGCUGGAGGAUGCCAAAAGCAAGAGCGACACCACGAAGAUUAUUCAAUUGGCUCCUGCUCUUCGCUUCAAUGGCGGUGGCCACAUCAAUCACACGAUCUUCUGGCAGAACUUGUCGCCCGGCAAAACGUUGCCCAGCGACGAUCUGAAGAAAGCCAUCGAAUCGCAAUGGAAGAGCUUCGAUGAGUUCAAGAAGGAGCUCAGCGCGUUGACCGUUGCUGUGCAGGGCUCUGGCUGGGGCUGGCUGGGCUAUAACAAGAAGACGGGCAAGCUGCAGCUGGCUGCGUUGCCCAAUCAGGAUCCCUUGGAGGCCUCUACUGGAUUAAUACCUCUGUUCGGCAUCGAUGUAUGGGAGCAUGCAUAUUACUUGCAGUAUAAAAAUGUGCGUCCCUCGUAUGUGGAGGCCAUUUGGGAUAUUGCAAACUGGGAAGACAUCUCUUGCCGCUACCAGGAGGCAAAGAAACUGUCCUAGAUGAACUAUUCUCAAAUGUCUAUAUGUUAAAUGUAAUCAUAUGAAAGCCAUAGGCUUUCUCGAAUGUAGUCAAAUCUGUCGGCUAAUAAAUUGAUAACCAACGCCGAAGUCUGAAAUCAAAACAGAAAUCGA